Messenger RNA from Phyllopteryx taeniolatus (common seadragon), 2475 nucleotides. It is a transcript of the gene eif2ak1, whose product is annotated as eukaryotic translation initiation factor 2-alpha kinase 1. Gene Ontology annotation, biological process: protein phosphorylation. The record is from RefSeq and is a predicted model, not a curated record. The coding region runs from base 180 to 2192 and encodes 670 amino acids. The transcript has 15 exons. NCBI's taxonomy places the organism in Eukaryota, Metazoa, Chordata, Actinopteri, Syngnathiformes, Syngnathidae. Gene Ontology annotation, molecular function: ATP binding; protein kinase activity.
CCUUGGCUCGGAGUGCAACUCGUGAGAGUUUCUGUCCGAAACUUGUAACCAAGUUGAUAUUGAUUAAACAAAUGUAGCUAGCCAAGUUUUACUGUUAUUAUUAUUAUUAUUUUAACAAUUGUAGGUAGGUUUCGCUCACGUUAAUUCCGGUUCGACGUGAUUUAAUUUGGCUAAUUAACAUGUACAGUUUAACGUCCACCAACAGGCUCGUGCGAUCAGAUGAAUGUUCUAGUAGCAGUAAUAAGCUUCUAGUUCCCCGAAGCCGCCUGCUUAAAGCCGUUGGUAAUCAUGACUGCACUAGCCUGCCAAGUCUUGCCACCCAAGACGACGAUGAAGUACACUUUGACACUUCUGACGCCGACAGUAACCAUGAAGUGCUCAUGGCAGGUAGACGCUACCCGUCCAUCCAAGAGUUUGCCUCAGCUAUCCCCAACCACCUCCUCCUGGGCUCUCUGCUGGAGCACCUGUGCUUUGUUUAUGAGAGUAAUCCAGCACGCUCUCGAAUGCUAUUUAAAGUUAUUGGCCAGCGCUUAGCUUCUAUGAAUCUUCUCUCACCUUUGGCCAUAAGCGACGAGUUCAGCACGGUCAGACUCCAACACAACCGGGCCUUCACCGAGCUGAUACAUGCUGCCAGCUCCUCACUGUACCCACAGGAACAGCAACCGCUUAACAUAAAUGCACACAAUCCUGCCGUAAGACUGAAAGAAGGACUGUUUCAAGCACAGACGUCACGUUAUCUGAGCGAGUUUGAAGAAAUCGGUAGAAUUGGAAAGGGAUCUUAUGGAAACGUUUAUAAGGUGGUGAACAAACUGGAUGGGCAGUACUACGCUGUGAAAAAGAUUCUCAUUAAAAAAGUCUCCAAGGAUGAUUGCAUGAAGGUCCUCAGGGAAGUGAAAGUGCUGUCCAGCUUGCAGCAUGUUAAUGUCGUCGGCUAUCACACAGCGUGGAUGGAGCACGUGCAGCCAACGACAUAUACAGAGACUGUCCUACCUGAACUGGCUUCACCUGCACAAGAAGACACUUCAGAUGAGGACCCUGACAGCAGUAGCUCAAGUUUCUCUGUAGUUUUCCAAAGCGCUAGCCAGCCACAGGCGGAUGGUUGUUCAAAUGCCGCGGUGCCUCCGAGUAAUGGCCCACCUCCUAAACCCCUGGCACUGACGCAAGAGAAGGGUCAGGGGGUGUGCCCGAACAUGAUGCGACGCAUCCCAGAGAACUACGUACCCUGCGUGUUCCUGGGACAGAGAGGGCCCAUUAACAGUUCCAAAUGUCCCGCCGUUGGUUGGGACACGUCGGGACUGUUGGAGGAGGAGUCCAGCAGGAGCAGCAUUGAGCUCAACAACAACAACAACACCACCUGUGCUGAAAAGAAGUGUGAGCACUACAAUAACAAUAAACACAUAGCAAGACCCUCGAAAGAGGUCCACCUCCACCUGAUGCUCUACAUCCAGAUGCAGCUAUGUGAACGUUCACUCAAGGACUGGAUGACCGAGAGGAAUUCCAAGCCCAAAGAGGAGCAAGCCUCAAGAUGUCCUUAUGGAUGUGUGAAUGCUGAGCAGACGUUCAGUCUGCUAAGGAAGUUACUCGAAGGGGUGGAGUACAUUCACUCACGGGGAAUCAUUCACAGAGACCUCAAGCCAAGGAACAUUUUCCUGAACGGUCAUGACUGUCACAUUCGUAUUGGCGACUUCGGUUUGGCCUGCAGUGAUCUAAUACUAGAUAGUCAUGAAAGCGCCCUUUCUCCCCUAAGUGAUUGCCCACAUACUAUGGGUGUCGGUACAUUUGUUUACGCUUCACCAGAGCAACUGAAGAGCUCCCAUUAUGAUUCAAAGACAGACAUGUACAGCAUUGGGGUGCUUGCUCUUGAGCUUUUCCAGCCCUUCGGAACAGAAAUGGAGCGAGUCCGGACAUUCGGGGACUUGAGGGAGGGCAAAAUACCAGACUCCUUCAGCAGCAGAUGGCCUGUCCUAGCCAAUUACAUCUUGAAGCUGACGAGUCAUGAGCCCAGCGUACGGCCCACAGCCAGCGAGCUGCUACAGAGUCAACUGUUCUGCAAUAAAGAUGUGGUGAUCUGUAGUUUGCAGAAAAAGGUUGAAGAACAAGAGGACGAAAUCCUUCAUCUGAGAAAACAAAUACAGCGGCUCCAAAGUUCACAGAGUACAUUUCAGAAUUGUCAGAGCUGGGAAAACACCUGACACUUUAAAGGUUCACGGUGUAUCUACAAUUUAGUGGCUUACUUUGUGUGUGUGUGUGUGUGUGUGUGUGUGUGUGUGUGUGUGUGUGUGUGUGUUUGUGUGUGUGUGUGAGUGUGUACGUACAAGUGUCUUGGACACUUGUAUGUAAAGGUGUAUUAUUCAUCAUUCUGAGGUCAUUUAGAAAAAAAAUUGUUCAUUAACAUAUUUACAAUGUAUUUUACAGUAUUGGGCAGAGAUUGUUUUUGCCCCAUUGUCAACACUUUAAGUAAAUGUAUAGAAGUUC